GCGGUUGGGUUCUUAUGCGAAACUCGCAAUCAAAGUGCUAAAUUGAUUGUUUAAACCGCAAAUAUUAACUAUUAAAGUGUAAAUAAGAACAUCAUGUUUCGCGGCUUAGUUGCAUAUAACCGCCUGGGCAACAAGAACCUAACGUUCAAGCUCGUUGCCUGCUACUCGACUGCGGGCAAGCGCCAGGGCAAAAUCUACGAAUCGGCCAGCGAUGCGGUGGCCGACGUUAAGGAUGGCUCCAAAAUUCUCUUUGGUGGCUUCGGCAUUUGCGGCAUACCCGAAAAGAUGAUUGAGGCACUCAAGCAGAAGGGCGUCAAGAACAUUACUGGAGUGUCCAAUAAUGGAGGAGUUGACGAUUGCGGCUUGGGCGUGCUGAUUAAACAGAAACAGUUGUCCAAGGUAAUUGGUUCGUACGUGGGCGAGAAUACUGAGCUAGUGCGUCAAUACCUGGCCGGCGAGCUAGCCGUGGAACUGACGCCACAGGGCACAUUGGCGGAGAAGAUUCGCGCUGGCGGUGCGGGUAUACCCGCCUUCUUCACACCCACUGGGUAUGCCACACUGGUGCAGCAGGGCGGCGCCCCCAUCAAGUAUGACAAAAAUGGCAAAGUGAUUGAGUCGAGCGCAGCUAAGCCCGUGAAAACGUUCAAUGGCCGCAACUAUGUCAUGGAGGAGUCCAUUUUCGCUGACUUUGCCUUUGUCAAGGCUCAAAAGGCGGAUCCCCUGGGCAAUUUGAUUUUCAACAAGUCUGCGCGUAAUUUCAAUGCGCCCAUGUGCCGUGCUGCCAAGAUUACGGUCGCGGAAGUGGAGGAGAUUGUGCCUGUGGGCGCCCUCUCACCAGACGAGAUCCAUGUGCCCGGCAUCUAUGUGAAGCGCAUCUUCAAGGGCACCAACUACAACAAGCGCGUGGAGCGUCUGCGCAUCACAGAGCCGAAAGGACAAGGCCAGCCCGCGGCAGAGGUCAGUCCGGCACAAGCUUUGCGUGAACGCAUUGCUCGGCGAGUGGCUCUAGAGUUCCGCGAUGGCAUGUACGCCAAUCUGGGCAUUGGCAUUCCCGUUCUCUCCUCCAACUAUAUACCACAGGGCAUGAACGUGAUGCUGCAGUCGGAGAAUGGCAUCUUGGGAUUGGGCCCAUUCCCCACUAAGGACCAAGUCGAUCCAGAUUUGAUCAAUGCAGGCAAGGAGAGCGUUACAGUAGUGCCAGGUGCUGCCUAUUUCGGCUCCGACGAUAGCUUUGCCAUGAUUCGUGGUGGCCACGUAGACUUGACUAUUCUGGGCGCCAUGGAGGUGUCGGCAACAGGUGACUUGGCUAACUGGAUGAUACCCGGCAAGCUCGUGAAGGGCAUGGGCGGCGCUAUGGAUCUGGUGGCGGCACCUGGCACCAAGGUCAUCAUCACUAUGGAGCACAAUGCCCGCGAUGGCUCGCCUAAGAUUCUUGAGAGCUGCUCGCUGCCGUUGACCGGCAAGGGUGUCGUCGAUUUGAUCAUCUCGGAGAAGGCUGUGUUCCAGGUGGAAAAGGGCGUGGGUCUGACCCUAUUGGAGUUCGGCGAGGGCUACACCGUGGACGACAUUGCGGCCUGCACUGGCGCCAAGUUCAGCGUCUCGCCCAACGUUAAGCCCAUGGGACAGAUAUCCGUUUAGAACGCGAUUGCGAUUAGAAAGAAGGCUAUUUAGAAAUACUGUUCAGGUACUCAGGUGAUAUAUUUGUGCAUUUAUUGUUGUUAAACGUGAAACAAUAAUCGUUUGUUUUUAUUACCAUUAAAGUGUAAAAUGGUUUUACAAUUGUUGAAGCU
Messenger RNA from Drosophila arizonae, 1790 nucleotides. It is a transcript of the gene SCOT, whose product is annotated as Succinyl-CoA:3-ketoacid CoA transferase. Gene Ontology annotation, molecular function: succinyl-CoA:3-oxo-acid CoA-transferase activity. The record is from RefSeq and is a predicted model, not a curated record. Lineage: Eukaryota; Metazoa; Arthropoda; Insecta; Diptera; Drosophilidae. Gene Ontology annotation, biological process: ketone body catabolic process. Gene Ontology annotation, cellular component: mitochondrion.